AUGCGCAUUGAAUCCCAGUCGGGCGUCUACCAGAGUCGAGGCUGCCUGGCCCUCCUCCAUGACAUCAUAGAAACUGGGGAGGAGCGCGCGCUCCACCGCCUCUGCUCGGUAGAUCCCAGCCCACCCCCAGGGCCCCGGGCCCAGCAGCGACCCUCCGCUCACCGAGGCCCUCGAGGACCAGAACGGGGGGUAAAGGCCGUCCCGAGGCCCCUGCAGUCCACCUACCCCAGGCCCGGCCGCCUGCAGCGCUACCUGUGCAGCGGGGAGUUCGACCAGCUUUGCGACUUCCCCAUAUUUGAGAGCAACUUUGUCCAGGUUACUCGGUUCGGAGAGGUAGCCAACAAGGUGACCAUGGGUGUGGCAGCCACCAGCCCGGCCCUGGAACUGCCCGACAUACUGUUGCUGGCCGGGCCUGCCCCGGGGAAGGGGGGCCUACAACUGUUUGAGCUCAUCCCCCUGAAGUUUGUGGAACUGUACAUCCAUGAUGAGAAACGUCAGCAGCUGAAGGUGAAGCUGUGGUCCGGCCGCACCUUCUACCUGCAGCUCAGGGCUCCGGCCUCCGAAGACCAGGAGUUUGGCCACUGGGUUCGGCUGCUGUAUCGACUUCGCUUCCACUCAGACACAAGAGUGCCCUUCACCCAGGCCCCCAGCCCCAAGGCAGAGGAGGAAGGGGCCGUGAUAACAGAGGAGAGGUGAAGGCCAAGACACCCCACCUCUCCAUUCUGUGGAGACUCGGUGUGAGAUGCUGCUGUCCCUGUUACUACACCUCCCACAUGGAGCUCAGACC
This is a messenger RNA of Phascolarctos cinereus (koala), 787 nucleotides long. The record is from RefSeq and is a predicted model, not a curated record. Lineage: Eukaryota; Metazoa; Chordata; Mammalia; Diprotodontia; Phascolarctidae.